Syngnathoides biaculeatus (alligator pipefish) is the source of this 10562-nucleotide messenger RNA. RefSeq names its product sodium channel, voltage-gated, type I like, alpha b (gene scn1lab). Bases 208 to 6249 code for a protein of 2013 amino acids. Gene Ontology annotation, molecular function: voltage-gated sodium channel activity. The transcript has 27 exons. Gene Ontology annotation, cellular component: axon; voltage-gated sodium channel complex; plasma membrane. Gene Ontology annotation, biological process: neuronal action potential; sodium ion transmembrane transport; membrane depolarization during action potential. The record is from RefSeq and is a predicted model, not a curated record. Lineage: Eukaryota; Metazoa; Chordata; Actinopteri; Syngnathiformes; Syngnathidae.
CUCUCUUUUUUUUUUAUGGGAGGCUGGAGGGGUUAGGAUUUUGAGAUGUGUUUUAUCAUUUGCCGUAUUUGUCCUGUCAAUCAAUCCGGUUUGAAGAAAAAGCGAAAGAUGAGAAGGGAUUUUACCUGAAGGUUCCAAGUGGAACGUCGUAAUGAUGUUCUCGAAUCCAACUGAGUCACUCUCGCCUUAAAGGAGCAGGAUGACAAAAUGGCCCAGCUGCUGGUACCGCCUGGUCCUGACAGCUUCCGCCCCUUUGUCCCGGAAUGUCUGGCCGCCAUUGAGAGGCGCAUCGCCGAAGAGGAGGCCCAGAGACCACGGGCCGAGCGGCGCAGCGACUGCGAUGAUGAAAAUGGGCCCAAACCCAAUAGUGAUUUGGAGGCAGGAAAAUCACUUCCCUUCAUCUAUGGUGACAUCCCUCCAGGUUUGGUGUCCACUCCUCUGGAGGAUUUGGACAGCUAUUACAGCAAUCAGAAGACAUUCAUAGUAUUGAAUCGUGGGAAGGCAAUCUUCCGUUUCAACGCCACUCCUGCCUUGUACAUCUUAAGCCCCUUCAACCCUCUGAGGAGGAUAGCUAUUAAGGUUUUGGUACACUCGAUGUUCAGCGUGUUGAUCAUGUUCACCAUCCUAACCAACUGUGCUUUUAUGACCCUAAGUAACCCUCCGGAAUGGGCCAAGAAUGUAGAAUACACAUUCACAGGAAUUUACACUUUUGAGUCCCUCAUAAAGAUCCUAGCCAGAGGCUUUUGCGUGGGGAAGUUCACCUUUCUACGUGACCCUUGGAACUGGCUGGACUUUAGUGUUAUCCUCAUGGCAUAUGUCACAGAGUUUGUGGACCUGGGCAAUGUAUCAGCACUGCGAACCUUCAGGGUUCUGCGGGCCCUGAAAACUAUAUCGGUCAUCCCAGGCUUGAAGACGAUAGUUGGUGCAUUGAUCCAGUCAGUUAAAAAGCUGUCAGAUGUGAUGAUCCUGACAGUGUUCUGCCUCAGCGUGUUUGCUCUCAUUGGCCUGCAGCUCUUCAUGGGCAAUCUGAGGCAGAAAUGUGUGCGCUUGCCAAUCCCUGGCAAUGACACCAACAGCAGCUAUACUGGUGGCGCUGACAACAGCAGCCAAGCAGAAGUCAAUGACACAUUCUUGAACAGCACGGAGAGUGGCUUCAACUGGAUAGAGCACAUCAGUAAUGACAAAAAUUACUAUUACCUCCCUGGUCGCAGGGACGCUCUCCUCUGCGGAAAUGGCAGCGGGGCUGGGCUUUGUCCAGAAGGCUUUAUUUGUGUCAAAGCGGGCCUUAAUCCAGACUAUGGAUACACAAGUUUUGACACUUUCAGUUGGGCUUUCCUGUCUCUGUUCAGACUCAUGACCCAGGACUACUGGGAAAACCUCUAUCAGCAGACUUUGCGAGCGGCAGGGAAGCCCUACAUGGUCUUCUUCGUUUUAGUGAUCUUCCUGGGUUCCUUCUACCUUGUCAAUCUGAUUUUGGCUGUUGUGGCCAUGGCUUAUGAUGAGCAGAACCAGGCCACCAUAGAGGAGGCUCAACAGAAAGAGGAGGAAUUCCAGGCCAUGCUGGAGCAACUGAAGAGGCAGCAGGAGGAAGCACAGGUUGCCGCGGCAGCAGCCACGGAUAGCGCCGAGUACAGCGAAAGGGGGGGGGCCACCUCUGGGUCCUCCUCAGUGGCAUCCAAGCUCAGCUCAAAAAGUGCAAAAGAGCGACGCAACAGGCGGAAGAAAAGGAAACAGAAAGAGGAAGAGGAGGAGGAUAGGGGACCAGGCAACAAGUUCCAUAAGUCUAUGACCGUGGAUAGUAUCAACAGAUCCUUCCACUUCUCCAUUGAUGCUAACCGACUUUCUUAUGAGAAGCGAUGCUCCUCACCCAAUCAGUCUCUGCUCAGUGUACGUGAGUCACUCUUCUCACCACGGAGAAACAGUCAAGUCAGUCUCUUCAGCUUCCGCGGACGAGUACGUGACAUGGGUUCAGAAAACGACUUUGCGGAUGACGAGCAUAGCACCUUCGAAGAAAGCGACAGCCGGCGUGGCUCCUUGUUCUUGCCACGUCGCCUCGAGCGUCGUUGCAGCACCGUUAGCCAGAUGAGUCUCAGGGUACCUCGUAUCACGCUACCUGCCAAUGGGAAGAUGCAUUGCACGGUGGACUGCAAUGGCGUUGUUUCGCUGGUUGGAGGAACAUCUGGAACUAACUCUCCUGUUGGUCUCCUGCUGCCUGAGGGUACCACGACAGACACCGAGGUGAGAAAACAACGCUCAGUUGACUAUUUAGGUGAACCAGGAAGCAGGCAAAGAGCCAUGAGUGUGGCCAGCAUCCUUACCAACACCAUGGAAGAGCUUGAAGAGUCGAGGCAGAAAUUCCCCCCUUGCUGGUAUCGAUUUGCCAACACUUGUUUGAUCUGGGACUGUUGCCCUACCUGGCUUAAAAUUAAGGAGUUUGUUAACAUGGUGGUCAUGGACCCAUUUGUGGAUCUAACGAUCACAAUUUGCAUUGUUCUCAACACCCUUUUUAUGGCCAUGGAGCAUUACCCAAUGACGAAAGAAUUCAACUAUGUCCUUUCUGUUGGAAACCAGGUAUUUACUGGUAUUUUCACAGCAGAGAUGUGCCUCAAGGUCAUCGCUCUGGACCCUUACUACUACUUCCAGGAGGGGUGGAACAUUUUUGACGGCAUAAUUGUUAGUCUGAGUCUAAUGGAGUUGGGAUUGUCCAAUGUUGAGGGCCUUUCUGUGCUCAGGUCCUUCCGACUGCUGAGGGUAUUCAAACUGGCUAAAUCCUGGCCAACUCUGAACAUGCUGAUCAAGAUUAUUGGUAACUCAGUGGGGGCUCUGGGUAACUUGACCCUGGUGCUCGCUAUCAUCGUCUUCAUCUUCGCCGUGGUGGGCAUGCAACUUUUCGGCAAGAACUACAAGGAGUUCGUCUGUAACAUAAACGAUGACUGUCAGCUACCACGCUGGCACAUGCAUGAUUUCUUCCACUCCUUCCUCAUCGUCUUCCGGGUGCUGUGUGGAGAGUGGAUAGAGACUAUGUGGGACUGUAUGGAGGUAUCGGGACCAACAAUGUGUCUGAUUGUCUUCAUGAUGGUUAUGGUCAUCGGAAACUUGGUGGUUCUGAACCUGUUCUUGGCUCUGCUUCUGAGCUCAUUCAGCGCUGACAAUUUGGCUGCAACUGAUGACGACAGCGAGAUGAAUAACUUGCAAAUUGCUGUGGGCCGGAUCCAGCGUGGAAUUGCUUUUUUAAAAUCUACAGUACGACAGUUCGUCCAGAGCCUGUUCAUUGAUCGCAGUGGGAAGGGCUCCAACCUACCUGAAGAGAGCAAACCCUUAGAAGAACUACAUAGCAAUGGCAAAGGCAACUGCAUCACCAAUCACACAACAGUAGAAAUGACUAAAGACCCUGGCGGUAUAUACAUGACAGCUGAGGGGAACGGCCGUCCUGGAGGAGGCCUUGUUGUAGGGGGCAUGAUUGAGGGGGACAGCACUGAAAAGUACCCCAUCGACGAAUGUCACUAUAUGUCCUUUAUUCACAAUCCCAGCCUGACAGUCACAGUGCCUAUUGCUGUGGGUGAGUCAGACUUUGAGAACCUGAAUACAGAGGACUUAAGCAGUGAUUCCUCCGAUGUGGAAGGCAGCAAAGAGAAGCUCGACACAGAGCCGAAACAUCUCAGCUCUUCAGAAGGGAGCACUGUUGAUAUACGCCCCCCAGGAGAUGGGGUUGAUUCAGUGGAACUGGAGCCUGAGGAGUCACUGGAGCCAGAGGCCUGCUUUACUGACGGAUGCAUAAGCAGAUUCCAGUGUUGCGAGGUCAAUGAGGAAGCACCCGGGUUUAAGAGCUGGUGGACACUCAGGAAAACGUGUUUUAUAAUCGUGGAGCACAACUGGUUUGAAUCCUUUAUUAUAUUUAUGAUCCUGCUCAGCAGUGGAGCACUGGCUUUUGAGGACAUAUAUAUUGAACAGAGGAGGACCAUCAAAACGAUGCUGGAGUAUGCAGACAAGGUCUUUACUUAUGUCUUCAUUCUGGAGAUGCUGUUGAAGUGGGUGGCCUAUGGAUUUGUCAAGUACUUCACCAACGCCUGGUGCUGGCUCGACUUCCUCAUUGUUGAUGUGUCCCUUGUCAGCCUUGUGGCCAAUGCGUUGGGCUAUUCCGAGCUCACCGCGAUCAAAUCCCUGAGGACACUGCGAGCCCUCCGGCCUCUGAGAGCCCUAUCUCGGUUCGAGGGCAUGAGGGUUGUGGUGAACGCACUACUGGGGGCCAUCCCCUCCAUCAUGAAUGUGCUGCUGGUCUGCCUCAUCUUUUGGCUCAUCUUCAGCAUCAUGGGCGUCAACCUAUUCGCAGGGAAGUAUUACUACUGCAUCAACACGACCACUGACGAGGUGUUCCCCAUCGAGGAAGUCAACAACAAGUCUGACUGCCUGAAUUUGGUCAACGACAGCGCCCGAUGGAAAAACGUCAAAAUCAAUUUUGACAAUGUUGGUGCUGGCUAUUUGGCGCUGUUGCAAGUGGCAACAUUUAAGGGCUGGAUGGACAUUAUGUAUGCAGCUGUGGAUUCUCGUGAUCUGGAGGAACAGCCCAAAUAUGAAGUGAACUUGUACAUGUAUCUGUACUUUGUCAUCUUCAUCAUCUUUGGUUCUUUCUUUACACUCAACCUGUUCAUUGGCGUUAUCAUUGACAAUUUCAACCAGCAGAAGAAAAAGUUUGGAGGGCAAGAUAUCUUCAUGACAGAGGAACAGAAGAAAUAUUACAAUGCUAUGAAGAAGUUAGGCUCCAAGAAACCACAAAAACCAAUUCCUCGACCAGCAAAUGAAUUUCAAGGCUGUGUGUUCGACUGCAUAACAAAGCAGGCUUUUGACAUUGUUAUCAUGAUCCUCAUCUGCCUGAACAUGGUGACCAUGAUGGUGGAGACUGAUGACCAAACUGAAGAGAUGGACACGAUCCUUUACUGGAUCAACAUGGUCUUCAUUGUGCUCUUCACAGGAGAGUGUGUAUUAAAGAUGAUCUCCUUGCGUCACUAUUACUUCACCAUAGGUUGGAAUAUAUUUGAUUUUGUGGUGGUGAUCCUGUCAAUCGUAGGUAUGUUUUUGUCAGAAAUGAUCGAGAAAUACUUUGUUUCCCCGACAUUAUUCCGAGUGAUCCGUCUGGCCAGGAUCGGCCGCAUUCUCCGCCUUAUUAAGGGUGCUAAAGGCAUUCGGACUCUCCUCUUCGCCCUGAUGAUGUCACUUCCUGCUCUAUUUAACAUUGGUCUUCUCCUCUUCUUGGUCAUGUUCAUUUACGCUAUUUUCGGCAUGUCCAAUUUUGCCUACGUCAAACAGGAGUCUGGAAUCGACGACAUGUUCAAUUUUGAGACCUUUGGGAACAGUAUGCUCUGUUUGUUCCAAAUCACUACCUCAGCUGGGUGGGAUGGUCUGUUGGCACCCAUCCUGAACAAGUGGGAACCUGACUGUGAUAGCCAGAUGGAACACCCAGGCAACAACUACAAAGGCAACUGUGGCAACCCAUCAGUGGGUAUUUUCUUUUUCGUCAGCUACAUCAUCAUUUGUUUCCUUAUUGUGGUCAACAUGUACAUCGCCGUAAUCCUGGAGAACUUCAGCGUGGCAACGGAAGAGAGUGCCGAGCCACUGAGCGAGGAUGACUUUGAGAUGUUCUACGAAGUGUGGGAGCGUUUUGACCCUGACGCCACACAGUUCAUGGAGUACAGCAAGCUCUCAGACUUUGCCGAUGCACUUGACCCGCCCUUGCGUAUGCCCAAGCCAAACAUGAUUCAGCUCAUCUCUAUGGACUUGCCGAUGGUCAGUGGCGAGCGGAUCCACUGCCUCGACAUCCUUUUUGCCUUCACCAAGCGAGUACUCGGGGAAGGCGGUGAGAUGGACGUGUUGCGUGGACAGAUGGAAGAACGUUUUAUGGCAUCGAACCCCUCAAAGGUCUCGUACGAGCCUAUCACCACUACUCUCCGCCGCAAACAGGAAGACAUGUCCUCCAUCAUCAUCCAGAGAGCCUUUCGCCGCUACAUGAUUUGCAUGGCCAUGAAAAAGGCUUCGGCCCUCUACAAAGAACAACUGAAAGAAGGAUUACGUGACCCUGACAAGGACGUGAUGGUCAUCAGCAAGUUCAAUGAGAACUCUAUCUCAGACAAAACAGACAUCACCCCUUCUACAGCUUCCCCACCCUCUUACAACAGCGUGACAAAAUCUGACAAAGACAAAUAUGAGAAAGAAAAUGGUGAGAAGAAAAAAGAUUUGAAAGAGCGAAAGAAAUAGACCCCCCACACACACACAUGCACACACUGUUGUGUGUUAAUUGCUUGGAGUUGAUGAAUGUCUCGAGUAGGGGAGGCCAAAUACGUUGUGUAUAAAGUGAAACCACAAGGACAUCUAAAGGGACCAAAUCAUCCAGAACACGUUACCACACUGAAAAGAUGUGCAGACAAUUGAUUUUCUGUUGGGUAGAUUUGUUAAUUGGCACAGUUUUGUGUACUAUUGAGUUGUCUGUAGUUAGUGUUGCUACUCCUAUAAAUACAGUGUCAUUCAUUUGAAAAUGGCUUUAUUUCUCAAAGUACUCUGCUUUAUUUGUUGUUAUUUUGUUUGGGUAUGGAAAAGGGUUUUUUUUCCGCCAGUAAACGACAAUGCCUGAAAUACUUCAACUCCACCAUUUAGGGAAGGAUCUCCACCCUAUACUGUGGAGCAAAGAGUGAGGAGAGAAAAUACUAAAGAAAUCUUUGAGCCAGAUGUUGGAUGGGUCAUAUGGGUCAUCUAUCAUGCUAAGCGCUAACAUUGCAAGUAGAAGAGGAUACUGCAGAACAAGAUUAGCAUCUGGGUUUCUUGAAGUACUAGCAUUAAGUGAAAGAGUACAAGCACCCCCCCCCCAAAAAAAAAAAGUUUUUCAAGCAUUGAUGUCAAUGAAGAUAUGAGUGCAACACAGUCACAUAAUCAGAAAACUGCUAUUUUUGCCAAGAAAGCAUUUGAAUUGCACUUAAUUCUAUACUAAUGCUACCAACCUUAGUUGAAGCCAUAUUUAUAUGUUAUGCAUAUUAUACUUGACAUGAGAAAAAAUGGUAGCACACUAUGUAAGUAGAUUAGUGCCACUAGGAUUUGAAUUUGAAAUAUAAAGUGAAAUAGGAUUUGAAUUUGAAAUGCCACAGAAAAUAGGAUUUGAAUUUGAAAUGUAAAGUGAUCACAAGAUGCGACGUAGGGCAAAGGUAGAGGUGGUGAAGGCUAAACAAGAGGCAUAUGACAUGUACACCAGGUUAGAUACGAAAGAUGGAGAAAAGGAUCUCACAGGUUGGCCAGACAGAGGGAUAGAGACGGGAAGUAAAGGUGAUUAAGGAUAGCAAUGGAAAUAUGUUGACUGGAGCCAGUAGUGUGCAAAGGAGAUGGAAAGAGUACUUUGAGAAGAUCAUGAAUGAAUAAAAGGCACUGAAAAGAAUGAAAAAUGGGAAGACAGUUGGUCCUGAUGACAAUCCAGUGGAGGUAUGGAAGCAAUUUGGAGAGGUGGCUGUGGAGGUUUUUGACCAACUUAUUCAAUAGAAUACUAGAGGGAGAGAAGUUGCCAGGAGAAUGGAGGAAAAGUGUGCUUGUCCCCAUUUUUAAGAACAAAGGCAAUGUUCAAAGCUGUGGAAACUAUAGAGGAAUACAGAUGAUGAGCCACACAAUGAAGUUAUGAGAAAGAGUAGUGGAGGCUAGACUCGGGUCAGAAUUAAGUAUAUGCUAGACACAGUAUGGUUUCAUGCCUAGAAAGAGUACCACAAGAAAGCCUAUGACAGAGUACCAAGAGAGGAACUGUGGUACUGCAUGCACAGGUCUGGUGUGGUGGAGAAAUGUUAGAAUAGUAGAGGACAUGUAUGAGGUCAGCAGAACAGCGGUGAGAUCUACCGUAGGUGUGUCAGAAGACUUUAAGGUGGAGGUGGGACUGCGCUAAGCCCCUUCCUGUUUGCAGUACUCAUGAAUAGGCUGACAGAUGAGGUUGGACUGGAAUCCCCUUGGACUAUGAUGUUCGCAGAUGAUAUUGUGAUCUGCAGUGAAAGCAGGGAGCAGGGGGAAGAAGAAUUUGAAAGAUGGAGGCACUCACUGGAAAGGAGAGGAAUGACGAUUAGCCGAAGUAAAACAGAAUGUAUGUGCAUGAAUGAGAGGGGCGGAGAAGAAGAGUGAAGUUCCAGGGAGAAGAGAUAGCAAGGGUGGACGACUUAAAUACUUGGGGUCAACAAUCCAGAGCAAUUGUGAGUGUGGUAAGGAAGUGAAGGAAUGGGUGCAAGAAGGGUGGAACAAGUGGCGGAAGGUGUCUGGUGUUCUAUGUGACAGAAGAGUCUCCGCUAGGAUGGAGGGCAAAGUUGAAAACAGUGGUGAGGCCGGUCAUGAUGUACCGAUUAGAGAUGGUGGCCCUGAAGAAACAACAGGAAGCAGAAUUUGAGGUAGCAAAAAUGAAAAUGUUGAGGGUCUUGCUUGAAGUGACCAGGUUGGAUAGGAUAAGAAAUGAGCUCAUUAAUGGGACAGCCAAAGUUGGAUGUUUUGGAGACAAGAUUCGAGAGAGCAGACUUCGAUGUUUUGGACAUGUCCAGAGGCGAGAGAGUGAGUAUGUUGGUAGAAGGAUGCUGAGGAUGGAGCUGCCAGGCAAAAGAGCGAGAGGAAGACCAAAGCAAAGGUUGAAGGAUGUUGUGAGGGAGGAUAUGAGGACAGUGGGUGUUAGAGAGAAAAAGACGCACGAGAUGGGCUUAGAUGGAAAAAGAUGACACACUGUGGCGACCUCUAACGGGAUAAGCUGAAAGGGGGAAAAAAAGAAGAAGAAAGUGAUCACAUUUUCAAUAGUUGUAUUUCAGUGUAACUUUUCAAUGUUAACAAUUCAACUGGCUACAAUUCGCUGUCUGAAAUUCACCCUCUGUGCCACCAGGCAGGGUUACCUCAGGUCGGAUCCGGACACCCGACCAAUCCAGUUUCACUUUCUUAGUAUGCGACGUCACGUGACUAACAAAGUGUAAAAACAAACUGCAAUUGGCUGAAUGUUCUGCCUGGUUGCACAGACAGCGAAGUGUAGCAACUAUUGAAAAUGUGAUCACAACAUUUCAAAUUCAAAUCCUAUUUUACUUUACAAUUCAAAUCCUGGUGGCACUAAUCUACUUCCAUAGCACACAAGCCAAAAAAGUGGUUACAUAAAUGAUGGAUGCAUGGAUGGAUGGAUGGAUGGAUGGAUGGAACUUCUGCCAUCUCGUAGAGGACCAAUUAUUUGUUCUAAAAUUCACUCUUUAUCACUGGGAUGGAUACAGUAUAUGAACAACAUUGCAUAAUUGAAAGUAAAUGAUUUUCAGACAAAUGAAGUACUGUAAAAUUGGAUCAUUUGCUGUGAAAGACUCACUGAUCAAUACCAGGCUUUCAAAUGGAAAUUGCUCUUUUCUUAACUAAAUAUACAUGAUAGGGCCACACCACCUUCCUUGCCAAGUGGUUUUAAUCACACAUUGACACAGAAAUUGAAUGGGCAUUUCACAGGUACCAUAAAAUUCCAACUGCAUUGUCUUUUCCGUUAUGAUAUUCCACACAGCAAAGCUGAAUGUAUGCAAGCAGAAGGAAUGACUUUAUUUUGCUCUUUUGACCUUGGUCUGGGAAAUUUCCCAACAAGGGGCACUUGCAAAACAUAUAUUGCCUCAUUUACUUUAAAUCAACACAUUUGUGCUGAAUUUCAAAUUUCCUCUAGCCUAUUACAAGUAUGCGUCCAUCCAUGUUCUACUGCUUAUGGUGUUCAGGGUAACAGGUGAGCUGUACCCUGUCCCAGAUGAUUGGGUGAGAGGUUAGGAGUAUUUUUAUACAAUUUAACUCUACAUUCUAAAAACAUGCAUGUGAGGUGGAUAACCUGAUGGAUAACUCACGUGCCCUGCCUCUCAACAAAGCCUAGCUCGAAUAGGCUCCAGCUCACUUUUAUCCCUGACGACUAUUAGCGAUAGGAACUGAAUGAAUGAGCAAAACGUCAAAUCUUUUCCAGGUACUGUAAUUACAUGCUAAACCUUUGCCGGUGGAUCCAUCGAGAAAACCAAUCAUACUUGAGUUGUGAUUUUUCUCCCGUACAUCUUUUUGCAACAAAACCAGUUAGUCUCACUAGAUUAGGGGUCACCACAACCCCACUCCAAAGACUACAUAAAAAAUAGCUCACCAAUGAUGGAACAUUGUGAUGUUCUAGGAAUGUUGUCAAAGUGAUCAGGGAUUUAUGGAAAUAAAGUGUUGCAUAUCUAUCAGUUUCCUAAUUAUUGUGAAUGAGUGUCUUCACAAAAAUGAUUAGCGAACGAGUGUCUUCACAAAAAUGAUUAGCAUUCGUUGUUAAUAUUAUGAAACAUUUAAGGUAAUUUGAGCUAAUUUAUUACAUAUCUAACUGUUAGGCCUAAGCAAAAAGCAGCUCUCAGUUUCAGAAGCCCUGGUGACCCCUGCCCUAGACACCAUCCAAUUCCUUUUUGUGUAUGUGAGUUUGGCAAUGCCCCACAGUAAUCAUAAAUAAAAAUGCAGUGGCACUUUGAGAUAUUACCUUAAUUUGUUCUAAGACCAUACUUGUAACUCAAAGUACCAUGAACAAACACACAUUAUAAUACCAUAGAUGC